Aspergillus tanneri is the source of this 1317-nucleotide messenger RNA. Its product is annotated as E3 ubiquitin-protein ligase RNF103. The transcript has 2 exons. Gene Ontology annotation, biological process: ubiquitin-dependent protein catabolic process. Gene Ontology annotation, molecular function: ubiquitin protein ligase activity. Lineage: Eukaryota; Fungi; Ascomycota; Eurotiomycetes; Eurotiales; Aspergillaceae. The record is from RefSeq and is a predicted model, not a curated record. Bases 1 to 1317 code for a protein of 438 amino acids. Gene Ontology annotation, cellular component: cytoplasm.
AUGCCCGCUUCUACAAUUACAAGUUCACUGUCAGGUGCUACUGACACUGCACACGAUGGAAAUAGUAAUGGCUCUAGUCCUACAAGCUCGCCGCUUUUGUUCUUUGUCGCCCUUGGGUUUGGUGUUGUUUUCACAAAUCUGUGGAUUAUUGUGGGCGUGAAAUACUGCUUUCGCUACAACCAACGCAAUCGACAGCUGCGCAAUGAAGAGACGGGAGAGCCCAUCGAUCUAAUUGCCGUGCCCCGGCCACAUAGAAGAAGAAGAGAAAAGAAACUUAUGACCAUGGACGAGGUCAAUGAAAGGUUCCCGCUUAUAAAAUAUAAAGUGUGGAGGUCUUCGCGGGCGAGUGAGGGUCUUCCGACAGCAGGUGGAAUAUCAGCAGCCGAUAGAAGACCACAAAGCCUUGUAGACGGCGAUGGUGCUUUUUCCGCAAGUGUUAGUACACCGUCUUCGGGAAUAGCGAUGCAAAUGGAGCGUUACCAUCGGUCCAUGCCUACCGCAUCAGCGGGAAUGCAGUAUGUGCAGCAUACUGAAGAGAGGCGUUCGAAAGACGAUGUCCAAGGAGAUGGGUGCUCCAAAAUCACCACAGGCCCCAAAGACUCCAGUUCGAUGCCAGUGCAAGUUGAUGGGUUAGACUGUGAUGAAAAUGUUGACUAUCAAAUACCGAGUUCAGUACCUGCUGAGCUUUUACCUACCCCCGGUGAUUCAUGUGCGAUUUGCCUUGAUGCUAUUGAGGAUGAUGAUGACAUACGUGGACUGACAUGCGGGCAUGCUUUCCACGCCUCAUGUGUUGAUCCAUGGCUGACAAGCCGGAAGGCUUGCUGUCCCUUAUGCAAGGCAGAUUAUUACAUUCCAAAACCUCGUUCUGACCCUUCUGAAUGUGCCACAAGUUCGGGGCGUCCAGAACGCCGUAUCGCGCCACGUGCAUCUGUCCUGAACCCACCAGAGGCUGCUGUUAUAGGAAGACGACCUUUCCAGAUGCAACUAGCUUUGCCUGAACGGCAUACUCAUAGAGGACAUCUGGCGAACAGAACUAACUCUUUUCUCCCUGGAGUGCAGCGCCUUUGGAAUUCCCGGAACCCCAACACCAACAACAAUAAUGUUCAUUCAAACACAGCGCCAGUCGCUGGAGAUCAGCAGUCUAGGAGGCUGGGGCUAUUUUCCUUUCGAUUAUUUCACCCCCAUGGCCAUUCAGUCGCUGGACAAAGUCCUGCACCGAGGGAAAAUACAUCACAGGUCCCGGACACCUCGAAUUUAGGUGACAGCCGGACUUUAAGCCAACUUGAAGCUGGGUCUAGUGCCCGUUCUGCUUCUUAA